Triticum aestivum (bread wheat) is the source of this 2502-nucleotide messenger RNA. Its product is annotated as monocopper oxidase-like protein SKU5. Lineage: Eukaryota; Viridiplantae; Streptophyta; Magnoliopsida; Poales; Poaceae. The coding region runs from base 372 to 2270 and encodes 632 amino acids. The record is from RefSeq and is a predicted model, not a curated record. Gene Ontology annotation, molecular function: copper ion binding; oxidoreductase activity. The transcript is spliced from 5 exons.
CGAAGACAAGACCGAGAAAAUUUUGCUGCCAACGACCGCUGCGACCACCGGCCGAGCAGGCUCCACUCCCCCCGCCGCGCUCAGUCCAAGCGCAUUUGCAGCUCUGCAAGCAACGUCUCACGCUCCCCCACCGCAGCCGCCGUCCACCGCGGCGCCACUCCACCCUGUGACCCACCUGAAAUACACGCGGACGCGCUCCCCCUCUGCGUACAGGCUGUACCCAGGCGGCCUCCGUCCUCCCCUGUCCGUCUCCGUCCCACUCUCUGCUCUACACAAUGCAGUGCCACUGACUGAAUCACCUGCUGCUCUUUCUGUCGCGUCUUCCGCCGCAGCUACUCUUUUCCCGAGACCGCCGAGCUCGAUCCGCCGCAAUGUGGCGGCUUCUGGCGCUGGUGGUGUCCGCGACCGUGCUGGCGGCGCCGCGGCCGGCAAUGGCCGGCGACCCCUACGCCUUCUUCGACUGGGACGUCUCCUACUUCACCGCGGCACCCCUCGGCGUCAAGCAGCAGGUGAUAGGCAUCAACGGCAAGUUUCCGGGCCCCGUCGUCAACAUCACCACCAACUGGAACGUCGUCGUCAACGUGCUCAAUGACCUCGACGAGCCCCUCCUAAUCACCUGGAACGGGAUCCAGCACCGGAAGAACUGCUGGCAGGACGGCGUGCUGGGCACCAACUGCCCCAUCCCGUCCGGGUGGAACUGGACCUACGAGUUCCAGGUCAAGGACCAGAUCGGCAGCUUCUUCUACUUCCCCUCCACCGGCCUGCAGCGCGCUGCCGGCGGCUUCGGCGGCAUCGUCGUCAACAACCGCGGCGUCAUCGCCGUGCCCUUCGGCCGCCCCGACGGCGACAUCACCAUUCUCAUCGGCGACUGGUACAACAGGAACCACACGGAUCUGAGGAAGAUGCUUGACGAAGGGAAGGAGCUCGGGAUGCCGGACGGCGUGCUGAUAAACGGCAAGGGCCCGUACCGGUACAACGACAGCCUUGUGCCGGCCGGCAUUGAGCACGAGACCAUCGAUGUCCAUCCCGGUCGGACGUACCGCAUCCGGGUGCACAACGUGGGCACGUCGACGAGCCUCAACUUCCGGAUCCAGGGGCACAACCUGCUGCUGGUGGAGACGGAGGGGUCCUACACCACGCAGCAGAACUACACCAGCCUCGACGUCCACGUCGGCCAGUCCUACUCCUUCCUCCUCACCACCGACCAGAACGCCAGCUCCGACUACUAUGUCGUCGCCAGCGCCCGCAUCGUCAACGAGUCCCUCUGGCAGCGCGUCACCGGCGUCGCCGUCCUCCGCUACUCCAACUCCGGCGGCGCGGCGUCCGGCCCGCUCCCGGACCCGCCCCAGGACCAGUACGACAAGACGCUCUCCAUGAACCAGGCGCGGUCCGUCCGGUGGAACCUCAGCGCGGGCGCGGCGCGGCCCAACCCGCAGGGCUCCUUCCGCUACUCCUCGAUCAACGUGACGCAGGCGUACCUGCUGCGGAGCACCACGCCCGUGGAGAUCGGCGGGCGGCGCAGGGCGGCGCUGAACGGGCUGUCCUUCUCCCCGCCGGAGACGCCGCUGCGGCUGGCCGACGCGUACGGCGUGGAGGGCGCCUACACGCUCGACUUCCCGGAGCGGCCGCCGCCGGACGCCGCCCCCCGGGUGGCGCGGUCCGUCAUCAACGGCACCUACCGGGGGUUCAUGGAGCUCAUCUUCCAGAACAACGACACCCGGAUGCAGAGCUACCACGUGGACGGGUACGCCGUGUUCGUCGUCGGGAUGGACUACGGGGAGUGGACGGAGGCCAGCCGGGGCGCGUACAACAAGGGGGACAGCGUGGCGCGCAGCACCGUGCAGGUGUACCCCGGCGCGUGGACGGCGGUGCUGGUGUCGCUGGACAACGUGGGGUUCUGGAACGUGCGGUCGCAGAACCUCGACUCGUGGUACCUCGGCCAGGAGGUAUACGUCAGGGUGGUGAACCCAGAGGACGGCGCCAACAAGACCGAGAUGGCCGUCCCCCGCAACGCCCUCUACUGCGGCCAGCUCCACAAGUACCAGAAGUACGGCCCCCAAACCGCGAUCCCUCGUCUGAUUAAACACAUUUGCAUUUGCAGUUCUUCAUGUGUCUCUUGUAAACUGUUUUCGACUCCUUUCAGGGAGCAGACUCCUCAUCACAAGGCGGCGGCGGCGGCAUCUGCGGCGGCCGUGCGGCCUUUGGCCUCGCGGAGGCAGAUUGUGGCGUCGGUGAUGCUCGUCGUCGGAGCCCUCGUGUUCGCGUCGUAGCGCGGCGCCGUGGAUCUAUUUUUUGUGCCGCGUCUGAGGUGACUUCGUGUGUGUAGUGUAGGUUAGGAUCAGAGGUGCCACUGGACUGUACCAAUUGCCCAUGCACUAUGUUUUCUUUUCGUAGCAUUAGGAACGGUCGAUCGUGUUUAUUCAUUCACCUCGAGGCUGCCUGAGGACUGUGAUUUGAUUUGUUCACGAGGAGCAAUUCUCAUAUACUCCGGAUUCUUUUACA